UUCUGUGUGUUCUCAAUCACUUCCCAUCCAUUUAGCAGCCUCCUAAAGACGUUGAAUCUAGCGACAGUUGGCACGUGCUUUCGUCUGCAAUUUCCAUGUCAUGGAUAAAUACUCAGCAGAGCCUGCCUGCUAGACACCAGAGAGCUCAGCCUUAAUGCCCACCAUGGCUUGGACAUGGACCAUAGCCGCAGUACUGGUGAUGCUAAUUGCUUAUCUCCUGCUAGAAUGGGCAUGGAAAAGCAGCAGCAACAAGAAGAAACUACCUCCGGGUCCAAGAGGGUUCCCUAUAUUUGGGAGCCUUCAUUUGUUGGGGGAAUUACCUCAUCGCGAUCUGCAUCGACUAGCCCAAAAACAUGGCCCUAUCAUCUACUUGCGUCUAGGCUUGGUGCCUGCCAUUGUUGUCUCGUCGCCUCAGGUUGCUGAGCAGUUUCUUAAAGCACAUGACUCGGUGUUUGCUAGUAGACCGGAUCUUGAGGCCGCAAAGCACAUCACGUAUGAGCAAAAGAACUUGGGUUUUUCUCCAUACGGCUCUUAUUGGCGCAACAUGCGGAAGAUGUGCACCCUCGAAUUGCUUAGCAGUCAUAAAAUCAAUUCUUUCAAACCCAUGAGAAAACAAGAGCUCGGCCUUCUGAUAAAGUUUAUUCAAGAGGCUGCUCGUGAUUGUGCUUCUGUUGAUCUGAGUGCCAAGGUUUCAUCUCUCAGCGCAGAUAUGAGUUGCCGUAUGGUGUUUGGGAAGAAGUACAUGGACAAGGAUCUUGGUGAGAGGGGAUUCAAGGGUGCAAUCCAAGAAGGCAUGCAACUAUUAGCAACUCCCAAUAUUGGUGAUUAUAUUCCUUACAUUGGAGCGCUUGACCUGCAGGGGCUGACACGACGGAUGAAGGCUAUAAGUAAGAUCUAUGAUGACUUUUGGGAGAAGAUCAUCGAUGAGCAUGUCCAAUCCAAGGACGAAAAUAAGACCAAGGACUUCGUUGAUGUCAUGUUGAGGUUCAUGGGAUCUCAAGAAUCUGAGUACCGUAUUGAACGCUCCAAUAUCAAAGCCAUCAUGCUGGACAUGCUUGCAGGAUCAAUGGACACUUCAGCAACGGCAAUCGAGUGGGCACUCUCAGAACUAAUGAAGCAUCCUCGGGUAAUGAAGAAAGUUCAAAAGGAGUUGGAAGAUGUGGUGGGGUUGGAGCGGAUGGUAGAAGAAUCAGACUUGGAUAGCUUGGAGUACUUGGACAUGGUCUUGAAGGAAACCUUCAGGCUACAUCCAGUAGCACCGUUGUUGCUACCUCACGAGGCCACGGAGGAUUGCACGAUCAACGGUUUCCACAUACCCCGAAAAUCCAGAGUGAUGAUAAACGUAUGGGCAAUUGGGCGAGACCCAAGUGUUUGGAGUGAUGCAGAGAAGUUCUUCCCAGAAAGGUUUGUCGGAAGUAAUAUAGACGUCCGGGGACAGGACUUCCAACUUAUCCCAUUUGGCUCCGGCAGAAGAGCGUGCCCGGGGAUGCAAUUGGACAUGCUUGUAGGCUCAAUGGACACUUCAGCAACAGUAAUUGAGUGGGCAUUCUCAGAACUAAUGAAGAAUCCUCAAGUAAUGAAGAAACUUCAAAAGGAGUUGGAAGAUGUAGUGGGGUUGGAGAGGAUGGAAGAGGAAUCAGACUUGGAUGGCUUGGAGUACUUGGACGUGGUUUUGAAGGAAACCUUCAGGCUACACCCAAUACCAUUGUUGCUACCUCACCAAAACUGCACAGUUAAUGGUUUCCACAUACCCCAAAAGUCUAGAGUCAUCGUAAACAUAUGGGCAAUUGGGAGAGACCCAAGUGUUUGGAAUGAUGUAGAGAAGUUCUUCCUGGAAAGGUUUGUUAGAAGUAAUGUCAACGUCCGGGGACGGGACUUCCAACUUAUUUCGUUUGGCUCCAGUAGAAGAGGCUGCCCGGGGAUGCAAUUGGAUCUAACGGCGGUUCGGCUAGUGGUGGCACAACUUGUCCAUUGCUUUGAUUGGGAGCUUCCAAAUAAUAUGCAGCCAAAUGAGUUGGACAUGACUGAGGAGUUUGGUCUUACAACUCCAUGUAAAGAAGGAAAAUAA
Messenger RNA from Corylus avellana, 2068 nucleotides. Its product is annotated as cytochrome P450 71AU50. The record is from RefSeq and is a predicted model, not a curated record. NCBI's taxonomy places the organism in Eukaryota, Viridiplantae, Streptophyta, Magnoliopsida, Fagales, Betulaceae. Gene Ontology annotation, molecular function: iron ion binding; heme binding; monooxygenase activity.